Molecule: messenger RNA, 806 nt
Organism: Funneliformis caledonium
Lineage: Eukaryota; Fungi; Glomeromycota; Glomeromycetes; Glomerales; Glomeraceae
Source: the annotation of a GenBank genome assembly
AUGCCAGACGUUGAUCUUAAUUCAAAUAACGAAAGAAAUAUUUUACUAAUUGGCAGAACAGGGAAUGGAAAGUCCACGUUAGGUAAUGUUCUCGUAAAUAAAAAUGGUGAUUUUGAAACAGUAUUUAAAGAAAGUAGUUAUGGAGUUAGUGAAACACGAGAUAUUGAUACAGGAGAAUUUAUGAUAGAUAGUAUUAAAUAUAAAGUAAUUGAUACAGUUGGUCUUGGAGAUACAAAAUUAAAUCGAAAGGAAGUGAUGUAUAAAUUAGGUGAAGCGGCUCAUAAAACCCGGGAUGGCUUAAAUCAGUUAUUGUUUGUAACUAGCAGUCGUUUUACUGAAGAAGAAAGAUUUACUUAUAAUUUAUUGAGAGAGAUUAUUUUUGAUGAUGAUAUUGUAAAUCAUACUACUAUUGUACGCACCAACUUUGAAAAUUUUAUGGAUGAGGAUGAGAUUAAAGAAGAUCAGAGAAGAAUGAUCAGUGAAAAUGCAGAACUUGCAAGAGUUAUUUGUUCUUGUAAUAAGAUUAUUCAUGUGAAUAACCCUCCUAUGAAUAUAAAGGAUGCAAGACGCUUAAAGUUGAAUAAAGAAGAUAGGGAAGACUCAAGAUCUAAGUUGUUGCUUCAUUUAGGUGCUUGUAAAGAUACAAUAUAUAGACCAAAAAAUUUGGAUAAAAUGCAAAGAGAAAUAGUUGAUCUUAAAGCAAAGGUUUCUAAGGAAACACGAGGUUUUUGUCAAAUCGUAGGAGAAGCGAUGGACGUAGGAAUAGAGAAACUUCGAGAGGAAUUUGAAAACAAAUGCAAUUUAAU